AGAAUGGUUCGUUCCAACACUCCCCAUCACGUGACUAUCACAAGAUGGCUGCGCCCACACACUUCUGACGCGACGGCGAGAGUUUUCCCUCCUUCCGAGCACGUUUUCCGUCACAUUUCUCACGUACUUCCCCUCCCAGACGCCAUGGCCAGCCCUUCAGAAGCCAGACACCGCGCCAUGUACAAGGCAGGGACGUCUCCGUGGCGGGAUUCCUUCCGAAAACGGUGCCUGGACCGGCUGAAGUCGAACCGAGCGAAGAUCGUGAACAGGUUCCGGGUGGGGCUGGGAGAGGAGGCUGGCGCGCAGGGCGGCGAGUCGGACGUCGUCAGGGAGGUAAUGGAGGAAGAGUGGAAGCGGUUGGUGCAGGAAGACAGCGUCACCCCCUCCAACUCUCCUGUCUCCGCCGGGGCCGAGGACGACUUGGACUCCAUCUUAGCACUCAUGGAAGACAUCAAACAAGAACUCCUCAAGGAGGAGCACUCCAUCUUAGCUCAGCUCGAUGCCGAGAUGCGGUUCGAGGAGGAGGCCAUGUUGGCAACUGUGGACCAUCACCAUGGUAACGAUGAUGUCAUAACGUGUCCGGUGUGCAUGAUGAACCCUCUGCUGCAGAACAAGAACGUGAUAUUCUGCCAGUGCGGCGUGCGGAUCAACACGGAACAGGACUGUAUCGGGUUGCACCACGUGAAGCAGCGACUGACGGAGUGCGUGACGGAGCACUCAGAGAGAUGCGCGGCGCAGCCGGGGUUCACGGUCGCGGACCAGUGUGGAAUUCAGAACCUGGUGAUGGCCUGCGCCUCGUGCGACGCCUUGCAGAUUGUCAUCUAAAACCACUUGUGCAAGACUGAACUGUGAUUCUUGGAAGAAGAUAUAUUGUAACAAGGAAGAGGAUAACAAUGUUUUUUGGAACGAAAGCUCGUCUGUGUUGCUUGGUUGGUUGGCCAUACAAUUUAAGCUUUGUUCCAACACGCUUUCAUGUUGAGAGUUUCCUUUGUGUCGUUGCAAAGCUUAAAUUGUACAACUAUAUACAAGUUGUUCUUUGUACGCAACCAAGUGUUUUAUUCAAGAGUAAUGUUUCAGUGACCAUCUGUCAGCUUUCUAGUGUGUUCAUAACCAGCUAGAAUUGCCCUGACGAUCACCAGAAUAUUGUUCUUGGAUAAGAUCCUUAGUUGUGUACAAAAAACUUUGUUUUCUAAUGACUUACCAACCAGAUGGAACUGUUCACCAAGAAGAAUUAUGUUGCCAUAGAUUAAAAGCAAUGGGCUUACGGAUUCUAACAGCUCAGUUUUGAACAUGUGAAUAUCAAGGAAAUUUCCCUGCAAUUUUUACAGAAGUCAGGAGCUACAUGAUUGAGGCAAUAUUUUGCAAAUAUCUUUGUUAUGUUUUCAACUUUUUCCUAUAGCUAUUACUUUUAGGUAUGGAAAUGUUGAAAGUAUGGAUAAAUUUGUACAGAGAAACCUUAUCACGUGAAAAGUAUUCUCCAAGCAGAGGUUAGGCUCCGACUUGUUUUUGAUGUCUUAUUUGGCUUGGCUUGUGAACAAAAAGAAAACCU
Branchiostoma floridae (Florida lancelet) is the source of this 1549-nucleotide messenger RNA. Its product is annotated as RPA-interacting protein B-like. The coding region runs from base 4 to 825 and encodes 273 amino acids. The record is from RefSeq and is a predicted model, not a curated record. Lineage: Eukaryota; Metazoa; Chordata; Leptocardii; Amphioxiformes; Branchiostomatidae. Gene Ontology annotation, biological process: protein import into nucleus. Gene Ontology annotation, cellular component: nucleus. The transcript has 2 exons.